Salvelinus sp. IW2-2015 is the source of this 1622-nucleotide messenger RNA. RefSeq lists its product as uncharacterized. Lineage: Eukaryota; Metazoa; Chordata; Actinopteri; Salmoniformes; Salmonidae. Gene Ontology annotation, biological process: signal transduction. Gene Ontology annotation, molecular function: hormone activity. The record is from RefSeq and is a predicted model, not a curated record. Gene Ontology annotation, cellular component: extracellular region.
CAGGCGAGGUGAGGGUGAGUAAGAGAUGAGUCAACUGCCCUCAGCUAUAAGAGAAGCCCUGAUGGAGCCUGGGAGUGACACAUACACAAACCCUAAGAGGAGUACCCGUGCUGUUCUUUAUAUAAACACAGAGAAACCACCAGGUUCUAGACACAAACCUGCACACAUAUUGACACAGGUACACACGUUCAGGCACAUACGCCCAUUCAUCCAGACUACAGAUAUGGACUGCUCCAUGGCCCUCCUGUUGUCCUCUCUGUUGGCUCUGUUCAGCGUGGGGGCGGGAGCUUCACUCUCAUUGCAUGUAGUGAGGACCAAGGUCAAAGACCUUGCUCAAACCAUGGUGAUUAGGAUCAAAAAGCUGGAUAUAUCUCCUAACCUAAUCGAGGGCAUGGACCCUUUUCUCCCUGCAGCUGCAGUAGAUCAGCAUAUAGAAAGUCUGCCUUCCAUAGUGGAGACCAUGGGGUUCUACCAGGACCUACUGCUCUUCCUAGACUGGGCAGACCUCAAACAGCUGGUGGAAGACACCUCCACUAUGAGGGGUCUGCUGGAGAACUGGAUGAUAUCACGCUGCCCAGGCCACCAGCAGAAACAGACAGGAGAGGGAGGGCUGUCAGAGGCUCUGAAAGACACUACCAGGAAGUAUGGUCUGAGUGUGGGUCCAGUUGCGCUAAACAGACUCAAGGGCUACCUCGGUCGGUUACUACUGAACCUGGAUCAGCUGAAUUACUGUUACUAAUGUUGAUCAUCACUGAGCAACUGAACUCAGAUCAGUUUGUGCCAUGCUGAACAACUGUUACUGACAGUGACUGUCACUGAGUAACUGAACUAUGAUCAACUCGUGAUCUGCUGAAAUCCUAGAAUGAGUUGAAGCAAGACUGGACAGUGGGGUCAUAGUGUCUGAAGAUUCUCCAAAAUGUAGGUCAUCCCACUGUCACCAUCUCCCGCUAAGUUAUUAAGACAUUUUAUAUUGUAUUAUUUAGACAAGGACUGUAUCUUUAUUUAUAUUUAUUUCUAUGAAGAAGAGAAAAAUAAGCAGCUUUGUUUUGUAGCAUUAUACACCCGUCAGUCAGUGGCACAGGGGGAAGUGUUUACUAAGCAUUGAAUCAGCUGUAUUGCAGAAUGUACACACACACGUUGCGUAAUGCUGCCUGCUCCAGGGAGGACUAGACUGCAUGUGUGUAGUGAUGUCAUCAUACUCACAGAGAGGUUUUCCUGAAAGCUAAGACAGCCUCUGCCAGGAAACCAGAUGUUUUGAUGUUAGAGCAGUGACAGAGAGGGAAGGAGGGGAGAGAGGGGUCAGUUCUCAAUGACAUUCCAAGAUGGAUUCUCAAUGACAACGUUACAUUGCAUUCAGAUGGAAAUGCAUUGUAUAGAACACAUGAUUGUCUAUCCUGAAGAGCAGUGAGUCAUGUCAGCUCUAUUUCAUUACAUUUCUAUAUACAAUGUUCUGAAUAUUAUUCCUCACUGAACACAUCCCAACUCAUUCUCUUCUUAACAGUAUUAGCACUUAUGCCAGCAGGAUACCAUCAUGCAUCCCACUGUUGGCUUGCCAAUGAAGCUAAGCAGGGUUGGUCCUGGUGGGUUGUUGGAUGAGAGACCAGAUGCUGCUGGAAGUAGUG